Molecule: messenger RNA, 324 nt
Organism: Entamoeba invadens IP1
Lineage: Eukaryota; Evosea; Mastigamoebida; Endamoebidae
Exons: 1
Coding region: 1-324 (107 amino acids)
Source: RefSeq, a predicted model, not a curated record
AUGAACCAAAGUUGUUCUGCAAAAGCCGCACGAAAGAAGUUGAUGAAAAGCACCAAAUCGCUGAAAAAGUCCGGUACAGGGUCGACAAGUAGUUCCGAGGUUAAAGCUCUACGAACAUCGCGUAGAGGAAAAGUCGCCAAAAAAAUGACCAAAACAGUAGUAGUGAAGAGUGAAGGUGGUGAGACGUGUGAAACACAGCAACCUCCCGCCUUAGUGAAGAAACGUCCAAUCCCAAAGAGAGUGCCAAUCGUUAUACCCCCAAAGUUUACAAUGGACUACAACAAUUACAGUAAAGAUGAUAUCUCUGAUGAUGAAAAAUGUUGA